AUGUUUACUCACGAGGAGAUGCAAGAACGCAUAGAGGCACACAAGAAGGAUGUUGCUCGAAUCUUGACAGAUAUCUAUGAAAAGGGCAAGAUCAAUCCUCUUUUACCGGAAAACCAGAACAAGAUUGCAAGACCCCCUUCGCCCCGCCACGCUGAACGACCCUUAACGAAACUCCUUGAUAAACUUGCGAAAGAACGGAAAAUCAAUCUAGAGUCCCCACCUGCAAAGCUGCCGGCAUGGAGUCCUCUGAGUCGGGAGACUUUCCUCCAUCGACUGGAAACAUACCAUGGCAAGAAUCAGUGGCCUUCAAAACCUACACCCAUCAACGAAGUCGCGUGGGCAAAACUUGGUUGGAUAUGCACCGGCGACCACCGAGUGACAUGUGUCUCUGAGUGCGGUGGCUCGGUGUUUGUGGACGUGCCGGAUGAUGGCGAAAUUCUAGGUGAUGACUUUGAUGCAGACCAAAUUGCAGUGCGCACGGAAGUCCGAGAUAAGCUUGUGGAGAUGUAUAAGGAGCAAAUGCUAGAAGCCCAUGGCAAAUGGUGUCAAUGGCGGAGGUUGAGCUCUGAUGAUGCCAUCCAACACAUACAGAUCUACAAUAAUGAAGCCGCCACUUGGGGAGUUCUUACUAGGUACCAAAAUAUCAUGAAGAUGGCUGAUCAACUACCAGCCAUAGAUGUUAUCCAGAUUCCCGAUGGGUUUGAUUUGGAGACAGUUAUGAAAACUUUACCUGAGAUGUGGACUGAAGAGUUGCAAAAGGCCUCUGAGGCAUCCGAUGCACAGGAAGAAUCCAGUGGUACUGGCCCAGAACCCAUGGAGGGUGUCGAGGAGUCAACCCCACAGCAACCAGCUGAAACUCCAAAUUCCAUUAACAAGGCUGCCCUUGUACUGGCUUUCUUAGGAUGGGAGCCUUCGGUCGAUGGACACGCAGGUAUUCUCAAUUGCAGAGCAUGUUUCCAACGUUUAGGUUUAUGGUUGUAUAAGCCCAAGCCAAAUGGAGACGAGCCAGUUUACAGUUCUCUCGAUGUGGCCGCAGAGCACAUGGAUUAUUGCCCGUGGAUCAACCGAGCGGCUCAAAGUGGGGGAACUUUACCAAGUGCUCCAAAGCUUCCGUCCAAGUGUGGUUGGGAGAUGGUGACUACAGCAUGUGAAGCGAGGCAUGGGAUGGAGCUCGCAUAUGCGAGAGUGAUGAGACCAGAAACACCCGAAUACGAAUUAGAUUAUGAUGAAGAGUUCGACUCAGAUGAUGAUGAAGAGCUGUUGAAUUAUCAAUAUCACGAUGAGGAAUGGUAUGCCAAGAUGGACCGGAUAAUCGCCAUGAAUGCGCCCGAGAAUUUCGCGGAUUAA
Molecule: messenger RNA, 1347 nt
Organism: Penicillium malachiteum
Lineage: Eukaryota; Fungi; Ascomycota; Eurotiomycetes; Eurotiales; Aspergillaceae
Exons: 3
Coding region: 1-1347 (448 amino acids)
Cellular component (GO): nucleus
Molecular function (GO): zinc ion binding
Source: RefSeq, a predicted model, not a curated record